AUGCAGUUGCACUGUGGGCUCACUGAGAAAAUGGGGGUGUAUUUCAUCCUAAUAAGUGUCCUUACCUUCACCAGUCUCUCCUCAAGCCAAGAAUGUACACGGGAAUUGUUGGAGAAUGUUGACUUCCCGGGAACGGACAUAAAAUUUGAGUACUCUCCAGAUGCUCGCCACUGUCAGCAUUUGUGCACACAGCACCCGUCUUGUCUAUUCUUCACAUUUGUACGUCCUGAGUGGACUACUGAUAACAGGCACUUCUACUGCUACCUUAAGUCUACACCGUCUGGAGAGCCCAAUAAAAAGACGGCCCUCAUUGGUGUCACCUCAGGAUAUUCUCUCAAACCUUGUGGCCCUGACCCACAACCUUGCCUGUCCCGCGUGUACCAGAAUGUGGACUUUUUGGGAGCAGACUAUCGGACUUUAUUCACAGCAGACUACCAGGAGUGUCAGAGAGUGUGCACAAAAGACCCCUUUUGCCAGUUUUUUACAUUUGUCAAUCCUGUUUUCACACCUGAAAAGAUCAGGUACAAAUGCCACCUGAAAUUCAGCUGGCCUUUGCCAAGGACCUUAAAUGUAAACCGGAAGAAUGGUGUGGUGUCGGGCUUCUCUCACAGUGUUCAACUCAGUCAGUUCUCAGACACAGAAUGUUCCGUGAAACUUUUUCCAAACACUGACACCAUGGGAGGUGCUUUUGAGUCGCAACCUGCCGGCACACCAGAGCAAUGUCUGGCAAUAUGUUCCGCACAUCCAAAAUGUUUCUACUUCUCUUUCCAGAGCAAUGACUUCACUUGUAAACUGAAAGACAAUCCAAAUGACCUUUUGAUGAAGUCCCAACAAGGAGUAACUUCUGGGAUAGCAACACACCACUGUCAACAACCUACUGGCUGGGCAAACGUGCCUCUUGAAGGAGUUGAUUUCCAAGGUUCAGACAUUCUCUUUGAGCUGAUGGAUGAUGCAGAGACGUGCCAGAAGAGAUGUACAAUUGAUCAACAUUGUCAGUUCUACACUUAUGUCAAUGAGACCUUCGGCGAUCCUGUUUUUCGGCGUCGCUGCUAUCUCAAGCGCACCACCACCAUGCCGGCUCCUCCCAAAAUUACAAAGUUGGCCAAUGUGGUGUCUGGGUUCACCAUGAGGAACUGCAUUUAA
Nerophis lumbriciformis (worm pipefish) is the source of this 1143-nucleotide messenger RNA. The record is from RefSeq and is a predicted model, not a curated record. NCBI's taxonomy places the organism in Eukaryota, Metazoa, Chordata, Actinopteri, Syngnathiformes, Syngnathidae.